AGUUACUAUUUAAAUUGAAAAUUGGAAAGGUUACUUUCUAUCGAAUAUAAUCGGUUUUCCGUGUACCAGAAGUCACAGCCUUAAAAUAAUUAUAAAUAUAGGGAAUUACUAAUUGAGCUGGCAACGGAGCGAAAGUCAUAACACCAUGAAACUAACCUCGUUUCCCCGAAAUGCUGACGUUUCGUAUGUGUGCAAUUAAAAUAUUGUUUGGAUUAAUCCCAUAAUGUAAACAAAUUCCGGAAUCUUCAAAGCAAGUGGUUGUAUGAAAUUGUUAAUCAUACUUCCGUCGAUUUAUUUGUAUUUGUGUUUAGUGCAACCAACCAAAACAAUGGAAUCCUGUAACAAAUGUCUGUCUGGAGUACCAGUGCUGUUUGUCUAGAUUUAAGCAACUCACAUUAUAAGCCUCAGAACACAGAUGAUAGCUUCAAUAGAUUGAGAAGUCACAAUCAUCAUUCCUCACAUUACAAAAAUAUGUCUCUCUCAGGAGACGAGAUCCACAACCGUCGCUACCUAUCAUGGCGAAAACUCCAACUUUCCCGAGCCAAAUUAAAAGCAUCUGGCAAAACAUCAGCUCUUCUUUCUGGUUUUGCUAUGGUCGCGAUGGUAGAACUUCAACUUCAAACUCCAAACCAUAUUCCAAAGGAAGUCCUUGUAGCUUUCGCUAUCAUUACCACACUUUUGGUAGCUGUACACAUGCUGGCACUCAUGAUAAGUACUUGUAUACUACCAAACAUUGAAGCAAUUUGUAAUUUAGAAUCCAUAAACUUGGUAGAGGAGUCACCGCACGAGAGACUACAUUGGUACAUAGAAACCGCCUGGGCGUUUUCAACACUAUUAGGUCUUCUGCUAUUUUUAGCAGAAAUUGCCAUAGUAUGUUGGGUGAAAUUUAUAGACACCAACGAAGUUGCUGCUUGGGCAGCCACAAUUAUUCUAGUACCCAUAUUGUUUGUAUUUUUAGCUUUUGCAAUACAUUUUUAUAGAUCUUUAGUAACCCAUAAAUAUGAAACUACAUUAUCGGGUAUAAGGGAAUUGGAGAUUCUAAAGGAACAAAUCGAAUCCGGUAACGUUAAUGGGCACAGAAACGGUGUCGGUGAUUUAUUACAAGAUAUACACGUAAUUUAAGUUACUUAAAUAUAAAGUGCCUUUAUACAGAGCGUUUCAAAAAGUAUCAUCCAAUUUUCUAGGUUUAUAUUAGCAAAACUAAUGAUCAUAUGGAUAUGAGGUUACUUUUAUAUGAAAUGGUAAAGUUGUUUCACAUACCAUUUAAAGAGCCCCUCUUAAGAUAUACACCAUAUGUCUGUUCGAUAAUCAAAUUCGUUCUAAAACUUACUUAGCAUACCUUGAGUGAUAGAUUCGAUGGCUCUAUGAAGUGGUACCAAGAGACGCACCUUGGUAGGAUAGUAGGGCAGUAUUCCCAUGGGCUUCCACUAAAUCCCUGUAUCGUUCUAUCGCAUUUCUCCCUCGGAGAACAGUUAUUUUGAUGUAAGCGCUUACCAUCAAACUAUAUCUCACGAUACUCAUCAACUGCCUGAUUUCACAGCACUCACUGCACAACUAGCAGCUAUCUCAGGGUCAUAUAUUGUUCUGCAUACACACUAUGUCUGCAGAUCUUCUACACGUUUGUUUGACAACUAUUUUCAGGACAACAAAAAAUUACUUCCUUCUCUUUCCAUUAUCGUCCAAAGGAUAAAGUGACACUAUUUAUAUUUGAUUCAACAGUUGUUUCCAUGCUUGCCUAUCCUGUGCAAUCUUUUCGGCAUGAUGCAGUCUCAUAUUUAUUAAGGGUUUUGUUUGGUCUACCCAUCUAGUUGGAGAUCUGUCUCUUGGGCGUUUGGAAUCUUUUGGUGGUAGUGGAUCAAAACUCAUUACGCGUCAACUGCUUUUUUAAAGAUAUAUGCAUUAAUUUUUAGACAAUGCUCUAGCAGAUGACAGAUAUGAAGUGUCUUUUACAAAAAAAUCGUAAACAGUAAGGGACAGUGACCUUGAAGGCCUGUGGUGUAACGCGAUGUAACUGCCGAUUCAUUAAGGUCUCAGUCUCCUAUUAAAUGUUAUAUACGGCUUGAGCGUAAACCUUCCGAUCGACGUCUAAACGCCAGACACAGCGUCAGCGGUCAAUUUAUCUCAUAAGCGAACGACGACGUCUCGUUCACAACAGUAGUCGACAAACAGUACUAGCGUAUAGUCGUGUGAUAUAAAA
Molecule: messenger RNA, 2197 nt
Organism: Diorhabda carinulata
Lineage: Eukaryota; Metazoa; Arthropoda; Insecta; Coleoptera; Chrysomelidae
Product: calcium release-activated calcium channel protein 1-like
Exons: 3
Coding region: 346-1122 (258 amino acids)
Biological process (GO): store-operated calcium entry
Cellular component (GO): membrane
Molecular function (GO): store-operated calcium channel activity
Source: RefSeq, a predicted model, not a curated record